This is a messenger RNA of Phycodurus eques (leafy seadragon), 4141 nucleotides long. It is a transcript of the gene ptgfrnb, whose product is annotated as prostaglandin F2 receptor inhibitor b. The coding region runs from base 518 to 3199 and encodes 893 amino acids. Lineage: Eukaryota; Metazoa; Chordata; Actinopteri; Syngnathiformes; Syngnathidae. The transcript has 15 exons. The record is from RefSeq and is a predicted model, not a curated record.
CUCUCGAAAAUAACGCGGAGCGGGCCGGGCGAAAGAACGGAGUGUGCAGAAUGUGGCCCUCGGCCCUCACGUUUGCCGGCAGGUGAAUGAUGACGUAUUUGAAGAAGUUGCACUUCGAGGCAGGAAGAUUUUCAAUUGGAAGAAAAUCUGAGCGUGAGUCUCUCUCUCUCUCUCUCUCCGCCCCCUCGUCCUCCUUGGCACUCAGCUUCCGGCCAGCCCCCCCCCGCCGUCCUUCCUUCCUUCCUUCCUUCCUACCUGCCGCGACCGACGUCCGGAUCGCAGGGUGCCGCGUGUCCGAAGACUCGCUUGGAAUUGCAAUUGGCGAUCGGAGCCCGUUUGUGCUGUGCCGAAGUGGCCGGCAGAGUUUCUUGAAGGCUGCGACAGCGGCAGGAGGAGGAGGAGGGCGAGGAGGGCGAGGGGGGCGAGGGGACGACGACGACGACCACACACUCUUUUUGAUUUGCCCCCCAAAGUGGACAAAGAAGCUCUUUUUUCUUCUUGUUGUUUUGUUUGCGAAAUGACGCCGAAGCAGCUCCUGCCGCUGCUGUGGGCGACGUCGAUGUUGGGCGGGUGCCUGGCCCGGGUGGUGACGGUGUCUCCCGGCCCCUUGAUUCGCGUGGAGGGUCAGCCGGUUUCCAUCAGAUGCGACGUCAACGACUACAUGGGGCCUCGUGAGCAGGACUUUGAAUGGAUGAUGUCCAGGGAGGCCAAAGGACAGCGGAUGAAAAUCAUCUCCACCUUUGAUGCCGGCUACUCGCACACGUCGCUCAGCAAGCGAGUGGCGUCCGGUGACAUCUCCGUCCUGCGUCUCCGCGACAACGCGGUGGAACUGAAGAUAGCCGAGGCCGAGACGCGAGACGCCGGCUUCUACUGGUGCCAAACGCCGAGCACCGACUCCGUCAUCAGUGGCAAUUACGAGGCCCAGGUCCAACUCAUCGUCAUCGCCAACACGCUGAAGGUGAGCCCUCAGACCCCGCCCGCUGUCGUCCCCGAGGGCAGCGACGUCACGCUCUCCUGCAACGUCACCCGGGAACUCACCCAGCCCACCUACCUGUCCGUCACCUGGUCGCUGAAGAAGGGAGGAGUAUCGGAGGAGAUUUUGACGUUCGGCCCUCAGGGCGACGUGCUCACAGGGGCCAAGUACGCCCGCCGCUACGCUGACGGCGCCGUCCGCUUGGCGCCCGGGAAGGGCGGAUUGUUCGAGUUGGUCAUUUCCAGAGUGACGACGUCCGACGAAGGCAUUUACGAGUGCAACGGAACCGAGUGGACCCACCAAGACGGAGGGAAAUGGAUUCCAAUUGUGGGGAGCGCAAAGGAAAUGGGAACUGUUGCUGUUACUCCGACAGGUCAGUCCCUCAGCGUGAAGGCUUCUUCGUCGUCUUCGCCUUCCUCCGCACUCUCCGCGAACCCGCACCUGGCCCCCGGCGACACACUAACGCUGCUUUGCGCCGUCGCCGCCGACAACUUGCCCUCGCUGUCCCUCGAAGUGUCUUGGCUGGCCGACGGCCGGGACGUCGUCACGAUGGAGCGCGGCGGAGUGGUGAUCUCCAACGUGUCUGCCGGCUCGGGGCGAGGAAAUCGCGGCGAGGCGAGCAUGGAGAGGACCGGGGCCGACGAGUACAGGCUGGCGGUCAGGCGGGCGAGCACGGAAGACGGAGGAGCGUACGCCUGCCGCGUUCGCGCCUUCAUCGAGAAAGGAGGCAAGAGCUCGGGAGGAGGAGGCCGCUGGCACAUGGCGGCGGAGAAGACGUCCAAUGCCGUGACGGUGAAGGUGUCGCAGAUCGAACCGAGCUUCACGCUGGACGUUGAGACCAUCGCUCACCCCGAGAUGACCAGCGAACCGACAGAGUUGGCUUGUCGCGUGACCAAUAUUACACAGCUGCCCGUGGGAGGCCGGCUGGGCGUUACGUGGGAGCACGUCGCGCUUCCUGGUGCUUCCAGCGAACCUCAGGCUACACAUUCUAUUGGCUCUAUGGACGGCUACGGCAACCUGGUGCCGGGUGCCGUGUAUUCCGACAGACUGGCGAGCGGCACGAUGUCCCUAACGAGAGUCCAACCAGACACUUUCAAACUGCGAUUCCUCCGCACUCAGGAGAUCGACAUGGGCCAGUACGUCUGCGCCGUCUCGGCGUGGAGCGUCGACAGCCGCGGCGACGUGGCGAAGACUGCCGAGCGCCGGAGCUCGCCGCUGACUCUGCGAUGGGAGGCCAAAAGUCCUUCUCUGAACGUUGCGGCCAAACGCAUUCGUGAGGCUUCUGUGGGCGGGGCUACCUUUGAGAUGAGCUGCACAGCGGCAACCCAAAACCUCGGCCAAGCGGGGUUUUCGGUGCUCAUCCAAUCACAAGACAGCCUGGAAAGCAACGUGAGGACCAUCAUGACCCUCAGCCCCGACAGCGUCAUGCAGCACGGGGGGGCCACGGACCCCAACAGGAGAGACAGUCUGGUUUUGACGAAGUCCGGCCCAGCUGCGUUUCGGUUUCGCCUAGGGGGCGUCCAGUUGUCAGAUCGAGGUUUCUACUGGUGCGACAUCACCGCGUGGACGAAGCAACAGCCCGGUCAAACGUGGACCAGAGCCACGAGCGCCGAGUCCAACAAAGUCCGGAUCGACUUUCAAGAAAAUGGACCCUCUUUCUCAAUUGCCAUCCAUUCAGACACCAGUACUGUUUAUCCGUGGCAAACGGCCAAGAUGAAGUGUUCCCUCCGCGUCUCUGGAGCCUCACCAAUGACCGACCGCCUGGCCUACGAGCUGCGUUGGUUUUUCACACGACUUCGCGGCGGACAGACGACAACUCAAGUCGCCGGCGUCGACCGCUUCGGUGUUGUCGGAAAAGAGUUUCGCAACUCGUCCAGUGAGGUUUCCGUCCAACGUGAGGACACGCACGCGUACACGUUGAGCGUCCACGGCGCCCACGACAGCGACAGCGGGGAGUACCACUGUGUGGCCACUCCCUGGUACCUGUCGGCCUCCACGGGAGCCUGGACCCAAGCCGGGGAGCUGACGUCCCCCCGAAUCUUCCUGACAGUCCGAUUCGCCGUGUGGGAGUCCUUAAAGUUGCCCCUCUUGUACGGUGUUUCAGCAUCGAUAGGUGCGGGCCUCUUCUCGCUGGUCCUGGGCCUGGUUUGCGCCCAGUGCUGCUGCCGCAACGCCGGGCACACUCCGCGCUCGCGCAACAAGUUGAUGGACCUGGAGAUGGACUGACAAAUACUUUCCCCUGCGCCCUCGCACCGCAGCGCUCCCAGGAACGCGCACGCGCACGGCAGACGCGCUCCCGUCGACGACUUGUGGGACACCCGAGGACGUUGGGAGUAAAACGGGUGGCGAAAUGAGGCCAGCCCAGUGCUUACCGCGCUACUCGCAACCAUUUCAGCUCUGCGGCGGAGGAGCGGGGAUACUUUUUUUCCCCCCCUUUUCUUUUUUAAAACUUUUACAGGCACAGGAGACUUCACUGCCAUGCGGGAAUAAAGGAGCACUUCUGUAGCGAACACUAACAAAUGAAGGGCUCGGGCUGCCCCCGUGCCAACGAGAGCCACGUUUUGAAUUGCGUUAGUCGGCCUUCGGGCUCGCAAGCGGAAGCGAUCGCAGCCGAUCGGCGGGGCUGUCCUCUCGGCCUGAGCCUCGUUUCUGCGGCACGGACGGCAGAAGGUCGGAGGCGUCGCGCUACCAUCCCUACCUUAAUUAACAUUCUCAGCUCUAGUUUUUGGAAAAUUAAGAGAUUUUAAAGUUGUACAGAUUUUUAUGCUUCCCAAGGAGACAUGCGGUGUGUGUGUGUGUGUGUGUGUGUGUGUGUGUGUUUGCGUGUGUGCGCAAUGUCACUUACGGAGAAAUGUUUUGUGCGGGUGUGCAUGUUGUGUUUUCUAGCACUGAGUGAGCAGCAGGAGCUGUUUUCAGGGUUACAACAAAUACUCCCAAAAGUUGCUGUCACUCCACUAAUGUAGUCAUAUCCCCCCCCCUCCCCCCCCCCCCCCCCCCCACACACACACACACACACAUGCGCACACACAAAAUGAAAUGUCGCCCCCGUUCACAUUAUUUCCUUUUUCUAACAACGAACGUGUCGUCCAUCUUUGCUGUGUGGAAGAGAAGCAAGACAAAUUUGCCAUAUUUGCAGACCUCGUUGAAGGUUUGUUUUGUUUUUUUUUU